ACGUGUUUACUCAAUGGGUAAGCAUGCAAAUGCUUGCGCAUUUAAAAACCGGGAUAGCAACUGAAACUUACGUCAGUGAUGAGAAGGCAGGUGUGAGCACUGUAUCAACAUCUCUGUAUUCAACAACCUGUUUUCACUACUAUUUUGCAGGUUGAAUUAUUGGCAAUUGUUUUAGCUUUACGUCAGUUACCUUCCUUUUUGUCAGCAGCCCUAAUAUUAAAAGAUUGUCCUUGUUUGUUCUUCGCUAACCACACUUACUUUAUCGAACGCAAUUGAAACGUUCCAAUUCUUCGUCACAAGACAUUUACACCUCGUUCGUUUGGUGUGCGUGCCGAGACGCAAAUGCUUAAUACUAAAUCAAUACGUUAAUGAACUCGCAGUAUGACCACAUAAUGGUUCGGUAAUUCCUAUUUUACCAUAAUCUGCGUACGUAAUAGCGGCGUGAUGAAGAAAAUUUGCAACUCAAAAUAUCUUUCACGAAAAUUCAUUGUCCGCCUCUGAGUUUCCGCCUCUAUUUUUCCUGGAAGAAUGAAUAGUGCUCCACGAGAAAUGCUGCAGUGUCGCUUACAAGGCUACGAUGUUGAGUCCUCCCACUAGACUUUUAAUUUCCCAGGUCUGGUCUGGCGAUAUCACAUUUGUGUCAUUUCUGUAAUGAAAGUGGAUCUCUGGAACAUUGUUAGCGUGUCACCGUUUAAAGAUUCAAAGAAAAAGAUCGUUUGAAGAACCAUUACGUAAACUUGGCUGGACGUUAACUCUCCGAGUGGUCCUUUCAAUUACUACUACCAAACUGGGUUUUAACCACAGGAACAUUUUAAAUACCCUGUGCAACUUUCUGUGCCCGACAAGAAGAAUGCAAUGAUAAAAUUUUCCGUAUCCUAUUUUUUUUUUUUUUUGUAGUUCCCAUCUUUAUAUUCUGUAACGUGUAUAUACAAUAGAUUUCGUAUCUAUAUCAGGUCGGUUAUAAUUUUUGCAACUUGCGCUUACCAGUUCCGAUUUAAACUAUAUUCCUCAAUAUUAGUAGUAUUUUUCGAACCCUAGCACCACCCGAUCACGGCCGAUUGUCCAGAGUGGGCUGCACCAGGUCACUGAGGAACAAUAACAAGACUGCUUAUUUUUCAGUGAACUGCUAUUUUGUAAAGAUCGCUCGACGCCACCACGCACAGAAGACGAGAAGUUGCGUAGCGGGAAUAAUAUAUUUGGCCUCGGAUGCAGGCUUCAGUUCGAACAGUUCGCAUUAAAAUUGCAGAACGCCUGCUACUUUCACAACUCUGCCAGGCGUCUUCAGCACUGUCAUUAGCCAGACCUAACGAAGAGGAGGAAAACGAUGGUGUAAACAUGGACCCGGCGGUAAGCGCCAGCCGAGUUUUCGUGCCACCAUUCUGCUAGGUGUGUCACCACUAGAAGAGGUGACACCAACAAAAUUUUUUUAUACUACCGUGAAGAAUAAAUCGCCCGAAAUAGCCAUGUGUCCCACGUGCGGAAUCUGCAUCGAGUCCCUGCGCCGGCGGGCGCCUCCGGUGGCCACGCUCUGCGGUCACGUGUUCCACGGGCCCUGCCUGGCCCAGUGGUGCGAAGCAAAUGGAGCCACGGACGCCCCGUGCCCUCAGUGCCGGCUGCCUAUCAGCCAGGGGGACUUGCGCAGGCUUUUCCUGGACGACCAUCGGCCCCGCCGCAAGAAGCACCGCCGCCACGACGACAGCGCUAAGGAGGACGUAGAGGAUGCGACGUUCGCGGCGCCCGACGACUUCUCGACAGAAGAGACCUCCGGCACCAGGUCUCCAUCGCCUUCGGUGAAUGAGACUUGGGUGUUCCCUCCUGAGCCAGCAACGUUCCUUGACCGCAUCCUGAUGAUUGUGGCAGACGUGAACGCGAUGGGCCGAGAGGCUGCUCAAAAAAUCAAGCUUCGCGUGCAGAUGCUGGAAGAAGAGGUUCGCAGGGGCGUCGAAGAAGCCGCCAUUCGCCUGGGCCCCUGUCGCUAAGCGCCGGAAGCUCGCCCGUUCAUCAACCGCUACACCUCGUCUGCCACAAACUUGCUCUCGAAGUGCAUACAAUUUGUAUUACCGCUUCAACGCGACACUAUGUUACUGCUGCCUAGGCCCUGUCAUUACAGUUGUCCCCGCGCACGCUCGGUCGAGCGCCAGCUGUCGGGUUUUCAGCAAAACUUCCAGGUGCGUGCGUGGUCAAGCUUGAGAGAAGAAAAAAAAAACAGCUCCUUAAAAAAGGGCGUUAGCGUGGGCCUGUACCUCUUCAUUAAUGGCUGUAUUGUUAACACUGUGUGCGAAACACACGCUACGUGCUAACUUGUAGAAAACAUCUCAUUCACGCGUAUAUUUAGUUUUUAUGUUUUGCUACUUCAUUUGCAAAAAUAGACGUGAAUAUUUGUUGACAUUCGUUUGCAUCGAAACGUAUCGCCGAAUAUUACGAAUGCAACAUUUCGGCCAAGGACACUUUGUAGGUUGUGAUUAAUUCCAAAUCCGGAUACACAAUGUAAAUGUACAAUUCUGACAAGGCGACACAUAGUGUUUUUACCUACCGGUUUCUGUAGGUGCAUUAAUACCUACACUCCAUGGUCCGUAUUUAUGAAAAGCUCUUACGUCCUUUGUAAGAAAUAAUCCCGGCCAAUACUGAUGCGGGACGUAUUAGCGAAGGCUGCAGGCCCAUGGCGACGCUUACGGACAAGAAGCUUUGUGAAGUUGGCCCUAAAUAAUUAUGCGCCUAUACUCGCACCAGGGAAUUCAUACACGAUGUCGAAACAAAGUUACUUUGCAGCAUGCUGCUGUGCAGAUAGAAUUGCUUACAUGGAAGAUUUAGCAUAAAAUAAGGUCUUUGGCAUUUCAAAGAUUUUUACGGAGGCGAACUACAA
Molecule: messenger RNA, 2863 nt
Organism: Dermacentor andersoni
Lineage: Eukaryota; Metazoa; Arthropoda; Arachnida; Ixodida; Ixodidae
Biological process (GO): protein ubiquitination; replication fork processing
Cellular component (GO): site of DNA damage; nucleus
Molecular function (GO): ubiquitin protein ligase activity
Source: RefSeq, a predicted model, not a curated record